GCCAGCCUGCAUCCGACUUCAUUACCGGCGAGGCAGUCGCGGCGAACAGACGUGCUCCUCGUCGUCGUCGUCCUGGCCCUGCAGCCGCCAGCCGCCCAAGCCCCGCGCCGACAGACUCGCGUCCUGUCAGUCGCUCGCCGGAGCUCGAGCCGUGCGGACGUGCGCCAGUCACUGAACGCGAGUGUGCGUGUGUGUGUGUGAUCAGUGCCCAACUACUUAUUGGAUUACCUCGUCGCCACUUGGAUACCCUCACCGCUCCAUGCGAGCAGUCUCCGACGUCAGCGUCCUCGCCGCAGACACAGCCGCCACCAUGCCUCGCGCAUUCCUCAUCAAGAAGAACUACAGCCACUGCCCGCUCAAGAAGAGGCCGGUGCACUACCAAGAUGACGAGCCCGACGAAGUCGAGCCGGAAAACCUGAGCACCAAGCCCGAGGACCUGCGCGCCAAGCACACGGCGCCCGCCAGCCCCGUAGCCAUCAAGCUGCCCCUGGAACCGCUCGACCUCAACGCGCCCCACGAGGCCGCGCCCGCGCUCUACCCGCCCGCGCCCGCCGCCUGGCCGCACCACUACCCCUACCUGCCGUUCGCCUACCCCUACCCCGCCGAGGUGUACCACCACCCGCACUACCCGGCAGUGCUGUACCCGGCGGCGCCCAGGUCGCCGCCCCUGCAGCACCUCAUGCACCCGCUGCCUUCGCCGCCCUUCAGGGACGGCGCCAUCUCACCGCCCGCCCACGUCGGCUUCAGCGCCGCCUGCCUGCCCAGGACGGCCGCCCCGCCCGCCGGCCUGUCGCCCACCUCGUCGACGUCCUCGCACCACUCGUCGUCCGGCUUCCAGGUGUACUCUCCGCCGCCCACCACCCCCGAGGACCUGUCCUCCCCCGGCAGCGUGGCCUCGUCGGGGUCCCUGGGCAGCGCGGGCACCGGGCCCGGCCUCGUGGGCACCGCCCUCGCCGCCAAGAAGCACCGCGCCCCCAGCUCGUCGUCCGGGUCCUCGAGCACGUCGCCGAGGUACCAGUGCCCCGACUGCAACAAGAGCUACUCCACCUACUCGGGGCUCAGCAAGCACCAGCAGUUCCACUGCGUGCACAGCGAGACGUCCUCGGCGCAGAAGUCGUUCGGCUGCAAGCACUGCGACAAGGUGUACGUGUCGCUGGGCGCCCUCAAGAUGCACAUCCGGACGCACACCCUGCCCUGCAAGUGCCCGCUGUGCGGCAAGGCCUUCUCGCGGCCGUGGCUGCUCCAGGGCCACAUCCGGACGCACACCGGCGAGAAGCCCUUCUCGUGCCAGCACUGCCGGCGCGCCUUCGCCGACCGCUCCAACCUGCGCGCCCACCUGCAGACGCACGCCGACGUCAAAAAGUACCAGUGCCCCGUCUGCAACAAGACCUUCUCCAGGAUGUCGCUGCUGACCAAGCACACCGACAGCGGCUGCCACUAGGAGGGCCCACGACGCGAUUGAGGAAUUAGCCUCACGCCGGGCCCCGCCCCGCCCCGCCGCGCCACCACGCCCCGCUGGGGUUCCGAUCGACUGCGCCUCCAGUGGAGCGGCUCGCCGCCUGCAGGACGAUAUUUGUGAUUGGGUAUUGUUCUCCGAGGCGGGGCGCGGUUCCUUUCGGCGCGGAAAUGUGUUAAAUUGACGGACAAAGGGGCCAUCUCUUGCUUCCCACGCGGAGCGGUCCCCGCCUGCAUGCGCAGGGUGCCCGAACAUGGGCGGUUCAAGACUGAUUUCUUUCCUUUCUUCUUCUCCUCCUUCUUCUCCUCUUUUCCUCGCGGCCCGUGCGUACUACGGGCUGUGCGCCGCUAGGGUGCUUAGUCUUUGUCGUUUUGUUGAACUGUUAUCAUGCGAUCUCUGUUUUGUAUGCGAUGAAUUAUUUUUUACCUGUUGACUUAUGAGGCGUGUGAAUUAGUUUUUUUUUUUAUUGGCUAGUUUGACAUUUGUGUCUACCGAACGUUCCAAAGACUCUUUUUUUUUUUAAUGUUGAAAACAUGUAAAAUUAGAAGUGAUGUUGUGGAGGAAUCUUUUAGUGCAUUGUGUUAGGUCCUCUCUGAGAUUUGUAGCGUCUGUAAUCAAAGUUCGAGAGUGAUUUUUUAUAAUGAUUAAUCAUCAUGAUUGUAUCCACAAAUCACAGACACUUGUACAUAGAUAAGUGUGUGAAAACAUUAUUUAUAUGUAUUCCUGUUGGUAGAAAGCGAUUUCUACUAGUUGCAAGCUAGUCAUAUGCGAGAGGAGGGGAGCCUCCUGUUUGAGUGUACAAAGUUGUUAUAUGUACAGUGCCUUAAGAAGGAGCGUGCCAGCGCGCCCGAUAUAUUGGAAACAUGUGUUUGAAUGUUAUAUUUAUGAAGAAAAUCUUAAAUUAUAUUGAAAAGCGUCUUGAUAA
Messenger RNA from Frankliniella occidentalis (western flower thrips), 2381 nucleotides. RefSeq names its product zinc finger protein SNAI2. Gene Ontology annotation, biological process: regulation of DNA-templated transcription. Lineage: Eukaryota; Metazoa; Arthropoda; Insecta; Thysanoptera; Thripidae. Gene Ontology annotation, molecular function: RNA polymerase II cis-regulatory region sequence-specific DNA binding; DNA-binding transcription factor activity, RNA polymerase II-specific. The transcript has 2 exons. The record is from RefSeq and is a predicted model, not a curated record. Bases 260 to 1441 code for a protein of 393 amino acids.